AUGUUUCUCCGAACACCAAGCCUGCCUGCCAAUCCCAUACCUAUACAUCAAGAAAACCCUGCUCCUGAAUCCAAACUCCUCCCCCUCGACUGCAGCUUCGAUCACGACUUCCAGAACCUCGCCCGAUGCGCCUGUGAAGCUUGCUCCUGCCCUCCAAUAGUACCGCAGUACCUUCCCGACCUUUCCUCAGCCUCCAUGCCAGCUGGGUCAGCCGCCGCCAUGAUGCCCUCGUUGCACUCCGACCAUACCAGCGGCUCUGGCAAGAGGCCGGCACCGCCACGAGCGCCCCCAGCCGCCAAGAGGCCCUGGACCCCGGAGGAGGAGGAGCGCUUCCUGGCGGCGAUGGACAGGUUCUACAAGCCCAAGGAGGACGAGGGUGGGGUAGGGCUUGGGCAGGGGGUUGCGGAGGUGAUAGCUUUCAUCGUUGGGACGAGGACGGCGGCGCAGGUGCGGUCGCAUGCGCAGAAGUACUUCUUGAGGAAGCGAAGAGCGCUGGUUAACACAUAG
Messenger RNA from Guillardia theta CCMP2712, 507 nucleotides. RefSeq lists its product as hypothetical. The transcript has a single exon. NCBI's taxonomy places the organism in Eukaryota, Cryptophyceae, Pyrenomonadales, Geminigeraceae. The record is from RefSeq and is a predicted model, not a curated record. The coding region runs from base 1 to 507 and encodes 168 amino acids.